Messenger RNA from Loxodonta africana (African savanna elephant), 1548 nucleotides. RefSeq names its product integral membrane protein 2B (gene ITM2B). Gene Ontology annotation, cellular component: extracellular exosome; plasma membrane; Golgi apparatus. The record is from RefSeq and is a predicted model, not a curated record. Bases 89 to 889 code for a protein of 266 amino acids. NCBI's taxonomy places the organism in Eukaryota, Metazoa, Chordata, Mammalia, Proboscidea, Elephantidae. Gene Ontology annotation, biological process: negative regulation of amyloid precursor protein biosynthetic process. The transcript has 6 exons. Gene Ontology annotation, molecular function: amyloid-beta binding.
CGGCCGAGGAGGCUGAACACGCAGCCGGGAGCCCGCAGCCCGCGUCUCCAGCCCGCCGCCGCCCUCCGAGGGCGCUCCAGGCCGCGCCAUGGUUAAGGUGACGUUCAACUCGGCUCUGGCCCAGAAGGAGGCCAAGAAGGACGAGUCCAAGAACGGCGAGGAGGCGCUCAUCAUCCCCCCCGACGCCGUCGCGGUGGACUGCAAGGACCCAGAUGAAGUGGUGCCAGUUGGCCAGAGAAGAGCCUGGUGCUGGUGCAUGUGCUUUGGCCUGGCAUUCAUGCUUGCGGGUGUCAUUCUGGGAGGAGCGUAUCUGUACAAAUACUUUGCUCUUCAACCAGAUGACGUAUACUACUGUGGAAUAAAGUACAUCAAAGAUGAUGUCGUCUUAAAUGAGGCUUCUGCCGAUGCCCCAGCUGCUCGCUACCAAACAAUUGAGGAAAAUAUUAAGAUCUUUGAAGAAGACGAGGUUGAAUUUAUCAGCGUGCCUGUCCCAGAGUUUGCAGAUAGUGAUCCUGCCAACAUUGUUCAUGACUUCAACAAGAAACUUACAGCCUAUUUAGAUCUUAACCUGGAUAAGUGCUAUGUGAUUCCUCUGAACACUUCAAUUGUUAUGCCACCCAGAAACCUGUUGGAAUUACUCAUUAACAUCAAGGCUGGAACCUAUUUGCCUCAGUCCUAUCUGAUUCAUGAGCACAUGGUUAUCACUGAUCGCAUUGAAAACGUUGAUCACCUGGGUUUCUUUAUUUACCGACUGUGCCAUGACAAGGAAACUUACAAACUGCAGCGCAGAGAAACUAUUAGAGGUAUUCAGAAACGUGAAGCCAGCAACUGUGCUACAAUUCGGCAUUUUGAAAACAAAUUUGCUGUGGAAACUUUAAUUUGUUCCUGAACAGUCAAGAAAAACAGUAUGGAGAGAUUUAAUACAGCAGCAUAACCCCACCCUUUGUAUUUUGUGCAGUGAUUAUUUUUUAAAAUCUUCUGUCAUGUAAGUAGCAAACAGGGCUUACCAUCUUUUCAUCUCAUUAAUUCAAUUAAAACCAUUACCUUUUAAAAAUCUUUUCUUCUUUCCAAGUGUGGUGUCUUUUAUAUUUGAAUUAGUAAUUGGAUGAAGUCAUAGAACAGUAGUACAUUUCACCGCAGAUUUUAGGUAUUGAGAAGAAUUAAACUUUCUUUUAAAUCAUUUAUGCAGAUUUUUUAAUUAUGCAUCCUGGAGAGAGGAGGGGUUUCCUAAAGUAUAAUCAUACAUAUAUGCAUACCUAAAAGUGGACCACAGUGACUUAUCUGUAGUUGUUAGUUGCUCUGCUACCUAGCUUGUUAGAGCCUUUGAACACACGUUUUAAUUUUCCUCUAAUUAAAAUGUGCAGUAUUUUCAGUGUCAUUUUUAACUCUUCAGAUCAUGAUUUCCAACUUGAUGUUUUAAUAUCCCAGGCACCUGCUGUAAUAAUAUUUUAGAAAAUGUUUGGAAUUUAAGAAAUAUCUUGUGUUACUAAUUUGUAUAACCCAUAUCUGUGCAGUGGAAUAUAAAUAUCACAAAAUUGUUUGACUAAA